CAGAUGAGUUGAGAAGAAUAACUGUAAAUAUACUGUACAGUAGGUGUAACAAUUACUGUAGUAAGAAUAAGAAAGAAUCAAGAUUAUACCGACAUAAUACGAUUAGUGAGAGCAUACAGAAUUCGAUUUUUUAUUGCAAGUAUCUGAAUAGUGGAAAGCACACAGGUUAUUUUGAGCACUGUGAAUUAAUUUCUCCACACAAGAUGUCUGCUGGCAAGGAAUUACAAUUCUUGAAUAAAAAAGAUCUAGAAUGCGCCAUCUGCUUAAAGAGAUUCGUGGAGCCAAAAACACUCAAAUGCCUCCAUAGCUACUGUCUUCACUGUCUGGAAAGUUUAGUGGGAGGACAUGGAAUAUUCUGGUGUCUCAAAUGUGGUCAGCAACACAAACUCAAAAAAGAGGAUUUGGAGAAACUCACUUCCAAUGAAAAAAUUCUCUAUUUACUUGAUUAUGUGGAAAAGAUCGAAUCUGAAAAAAAAUCAAGUACAUGUUCCAGCUGUUACAAUCCACCAACCUACCACUGUUCAGAAUGUUUACUCUACUUUUGUGGGAAAUGUUCCAAACACCACAAGAUAAUACCAGCACUGAAAAACCAUCAAUUAUACAUAUUGGAAAGCAAUGAAGAAGGAUGUACAGAUGAAAAUCACAAAUGUCCAACUCAUUUCAACAAUGUACUGGAAUUUUACUGCUCAACUUGCAACAAAUCAGCAUGUCAGGAUUGUAAUCAAGUUCUUCGUUGUUAUCAAAAUAAACAUGAUGUGAUUGAAAUGAAGACUGCUGUAGAUAAUUUUAACCAAAAUGCUUCUGAAGUUAUCAGACUAGCUGAGGGCAUUAAAAUCAAUCUGAAAAGAACACUUGAAUCUAUCCAUAAUGAUAUGUCAGAAUUUGAAUCAGCUGUUGAAGUUAAGCAAAAAAGACUAAUCAUGACAGUUCAAAAGAAAAGCAAAGAAUUAAUCUCCAAACUUGAAGAGAUACACAAAGAAAAGAAAAAAGACAUUGAUCAUAAAGUGGAAGAUAUUAAUUCAAAGUUGACUAAAGCAAAUGAUCUGAUGGUCCAUAUCAAUACAGUGACAAAUGAACAUGAAAUAGAAACUUGUGAAUCUUAUUGGCAACAUUUGAUGACUCUCAACGACAUGGCUCAAGAAGCUGAUGUGGGUCAAUCAUUUCAUGAAAGAAAUAUUAUACCAAACAUCAUUAUAUCUACACAAAUAGAUGAGCUGAUCGAUACUGAGGGCAUUGGUAAAGUCACAACUGUUGCUGACACGUACAAGGUUGCUAAAGAUGAUGAAGCAAUUACUGUCACUAAGGGACAAGAAUUUGUUGUAAAAGUAUUAGGUCAAGCAGAAAAUGAUGUAUUUCAAUUAUCUGCCACACUAAGGAACUCAUCAGAAGAGAUUACCACUGUGAUAGAGCAUCAAGGAUGUGGAGAGUACAAAAUACCUGGUAGAUGCAAUGUGGAAGGUGACUGGGAAAUGAAAAUCACUGUUGGAGGUGCAGAGAUAAAAGGAUCUCCAGUGAAUAUCAAGGUGGAAUCACUGGGACUUGCUUAUACCAUUGACAUAUCAAAAUACACAGAUGGAUUUGCAGCGACAGGCAUAGUGUUAGACACAAAUGGAUACAUUUUAGUAUCAAGCAGUCGUAAAUAUAUAUAUAAGUUCAGCCAAUCUGGUUUAUUUGUUGCUAGGAUACAGGUGACAAAAGUUAUGAAGAACGGAAGAAUGCAUUUUAUGUGUGAUGGUCACUUGGUGUACACUUCUGUUGGAAAAUGUAUUGCAAUGUGUGAUGAUAAAUUUCAAGAAAUCCGCUCAUUUGGUAAAGGAACAUUGAAGGAUCCACGAGGCUUAACAGUAAACAAUAAAACUAGAGUGCUGUAUGUAGCAGAUUUUAAAGCUCACUGUGUGUUUAAAUUCAAUGUUGAUGAUGGAAGACUGCUAGAAAAGAUAGGCUCUAAGGGUAAAAAAGAGGGUCGUAUGAAUAAGCCAUGUGAUGUCACUUUAACUAAGGAAGGUAAUGUGAUUGUUGCUGAAUUUGGAAAUAACAGAAUACAAAUGUUUGACGUAAAUGAUAAUUUUAUGAGAGUUGUAGUAAGGCAAGAAUUUCUGUAUCCUCCCAACGGUAUAAUUAUGGAUAUAUAUGAGAAUAUAAUAGUUUCAAAUAUUCAUAAACUAGAGAUAUUUGAUAAACAUGGUGUCUUCAUGAAAACAAUAGAUUUUGAUGAAUCAUUAUGUGGAAUCGCUGUAAUCUCAAAUAGACCUAGAAGGGUAGCAGUAGCAAACUACAUCCCAAACAAUGUUAACAUUUUUAAUUACUAAAUUACAUUGUAAUUAAAUAGUUAAUAGCUCUAUAUUGCUGAGGAAAUAAUCUGGCAACAUUUGUAAAAAAACAAGAAUAAAAGGUUGAGUUACAACAAUUACAUACUAACACAAUCAUUGGUACUACAAGUAAAAUAUGUAUAUAAAUUCAUGAUGCUUUUAUCUAUACCAUUAGGUCUAUAUUUCAUUUUUCGUACCACAAGACUCAUUUUAUCACAACAGCUCACAUACUGUCAUAACAAGUGAGCCCAGUGGCCCAAUAAAAAAUGAUAUUGAAGAAAAAAAAAUAUUCUUGAAUUUUUUAUUUUUUUGGGAGGGAGUAGGGGGAAUUUUUUUUUUUUUUAGUAAAUAGUUAGUAGAUAUUGUUUGUAUUAUAUAUCAAUCAUGCAUUUUACUUUAUACCAGGUGAUAUUUGGCUACAGAAUAAAAACUAGAGAUAUCCCCUAUGAGAAAUGGUCUCCAUUUCUAAUACUUUUUUAUCUUUUGUGUAAAACUAAAAUUUAUUUUCUAUCUUACAUCUUCUGCUACUGCGACAUUAGUCCAUGCAUUUAUUACAUCUAAGAUUGAUUUUUGUAACUCAUUUCUUUUUGGUUUGUCCCUCUGGUAAUUCAAGGCAUCUUCAACUUCUUUACUCUGCCACCCGUGUUGUCAAUAUGGCUAGGAAAUUUUCUCAUAUCACGCCUUCAGUGGCUUUCUGUCAGCUGAAGACUGAAGUUCAAGUUCCUUCUUAAAACUUUCAAUUUCAUCAAUGGACUGCACCUUUGUAUCUUUCCUCGCUUGUCCAUCUCCACACUACUUCUCGUCCAACUUGUCCUGCUUAUCCUAACAUGCUUCAUGUUGUUACACGUGUCACACAUGUGCUUACUGAACAUAGUUAGUGCCCCUUGGUUUGAAAACUACCUACUUUUAUAAUUUUUCACUAGGCUUAAUCUGUUAUAAGUUAUAUGUUCUUUUAUUGUUUUUUUCUGCAGCAUUUUUUUUUCAUUUUUAGUGCCGGUGGAAAUUUGUUAUUUUUUAACGUUAAUAGGUGCUUUAUAAGUUUUAUUGCAUUAUUAUAAUUAUCACAUCAUUCAUGACCUAAUAAUAUAGGCAUAUUAUGACUAAUAUCCGUUUUUUGUCAAAGAAAUUUUGUUAUUCUAGACAGACCUUUUAGGAUUGGUAGGCCUACAUUAUUUUCUCCCAUAAAGCAAAUAACUUUUUUAGGUUUUCUGACAAGAUUAAAGUGACAACAUGUUUCCUUUGUCAGUAUCUAUUGUACAUACAGUGCUCUUGAUUGAAUACUGUUGGAAAUCUGAGGUAACCAGGUUUACUUACCGGUACAUAGUGCUAGAGUUGUGUCUCGCCCCUCUAGAGGUCAGUAGGUUUACUUACAUAGUGGUAGAUUGUCUCGGCCCUCUAGAGGCCAGUAUGUUUACUUACAAAGUGAUAGAGUUGUCUUGGCCCUCUAGAGGCCAGUAGGCAUAACAACAGGACAGUAUGAAAGCCACUGGAGAAAUCAUGAUAAAUUUCGCCUAGGAGAGGGCGCCCUAUUUUUUAAAAUUAGUUCAAAUUUUCAGAAUUUGAUGGUGUUUGAAAAAAACGUUAAUUCAUCAAGUAACUUACUUAACAAAACAAACAUAAUAAUGAAACAAGUUUAUAAAUAGUUUAACAAUAUAGUGAAAUAUUUUUGUUGUAUUUGGACCGAAACCAUAAGGAGUAAUUUAAUAGACAAUUCGUGGUACACAAUUUUUAUAAGUUUGUGUUUUAGUAAUUCGCGAAUUCAAAAUACAAAAAAAUUUUGAACAGUAAAGCAUUUAAUAAAAUCCCUGCUGUAAAAAUUUAUAAUUAAAAAUAUUAAGAUGAAAAAUCGAGCCCUGGGGACGCAAAUCCGACUCUGGAAACUAAGGGUGCCUCCAUUUCGUUGCACUCGAAGACUAGCAUGUACUCCAUUUUGUAAAUAUCAGCGAUCGUACACAGGAAGAUUGUAAUAUACAGAACAUUUCGAAGACCGUGUGCUACACAAAUAAUUAAUUUGUAUGAAAUAAAUAUAUACCCUUAGAAUAAAUAUUAUUAAGUAUGUAAUCUUCUAACUCAGUAAUUUAUAGACAAUAUUACAGUUUGUCUCUAUUUGAUUCGUAUACGAGGCUGAGGCCUAAGGGACACAUGGGGGGGCCUAGCAUAUUAGCGUACCCGUAAAUAUGCGGCGACGAUUUUCCUUUUUAAAAAUGACUCCAUUGCUUCCGAAAUCAGUAUCUUGUUGGCUAAAUGACCAGUGUACAUAUGCAUGCUUCACAGAUUCACCCUGUCAUUCACAAUUUCACUCAAUAUAUGCGAUUUUUAGGACAUAAAAAAACAUUUUUAUAACAAUACUUAGUAAUAAUACUUUAUUACAUAGUACACAUUCACAUCUAGCCUAUCUCUUUUAAAUUAUUAUGGAAUAUAAAUAUACAUGGUGGUACUGUAUUUGAUUAUGAUAUCCUUCAGAACAUUUAUUUCAAUAACUGUGGUAGCCUAUUUCAAGACUGACAUAAACACAAACCUUGAUACAGUGCUGGAAACAAGAGUACUGAGGUAGACAACAUUUCAUUUUCUGGUUGGUACUUUACUAAAAACUGACUAAAAUAAGAAAUUAUUUAUAUUUGCAUAAGCAUUAAACAUAAUUAGUUUGCUUAUUUCUUCUGUAAGUAAUAAUAGCAAUAAUAAUAAUGAAGACACUUGUUCUUUAUAAACAAAGCAAAGCCUGUAUUUAAAAAAAUUAAAUCAAUAACAACACUGCUGCAGUGGUUUUUAUUUUUUUUUUAAAGCAAGUUUUUGUUUUUGCGUCAUUCUGAGUAGAUUAGAGUUCAAUGGUUGAAACAUUAAGCAUCAUUAUAAAGUUUUUAACAUUGCACGUUCAUAACCGUCAUUGUCUGCAAAUCUGUACAGAAUCUGAAAUUGGUGUGCAUAAAAUUAAAUAAAAUAUAUUGGUUACAUAAAUAUAAAGUAUUCAAUAAUAUAGAGAUUGGUAUGCUUUUUGUAUUUUUUACAAACACUAAAGCCUUGAGUCAUUAAUUAAAAUUAUUACAACAUGAAUCAAAUUGUGCUUGCGACAGCAACUUUAUUUUGUUAUUGUAUCUCAGUCACAAUGACCAAAAUAAUAUUUUAUGAAACACACUACACUAGUGAUAUAGGCUGUACCUUGUUUUUUAUGUCUUUUUUUUUAACAGGUUAGUGGUUUUGAGAGAAUUCUCUUUGGUGCCAGGCUUUAAGAAGCCCAUUUUUCUUUUGGUAUUCCGCUAGCCUGUCUGUUUUUUUGUUUUUUUUGUACUUCAUUUUCAUGCAUUUUUGUAUAUGAACAUGCCCAAUUUUAAUAAAUAGAA
Messenger RNA from Anneissia japonica, 5647 nucleotides. RefSeq names its product tripartite motif-containing protein 2-like. Bases 204 to 2309 code for a protein of 701 amino acids. The transcript is spliced from 3 exons. Gene Ontology annotation, molecular function: ubiquitin-protein transferase activity; zinc ion binding; protein binding. Gene Ontology annotation, cellular component: chromatin; nucleoplasm. NCBI's taxonomy places the organism in Eukaryota, Metazoa, Echinodermata, Crinoidea, Comatulida, Comatulidae. The record is from RefSeq and is a predicted model, not a curated record. Gene Ontology annotation, biological process: positive regulation of DNA-templated transcription.